Fusarium sp. VM40 is the source of this 2952-nucleotide messenger RNA. NCBI's taxonomy places the organism in Eukaryota, Fungi, Ascomycota, Sordariomycetes, Hypocreales, Nectriaceae. The record is from the annotation of a GenBank genome assembly.
AUGGCGAGCUUAAAAAGAUCUACUGAUGCCGACCCUUUGGCAUCCAAUAUUUCGAGCAAGGUCUACGUGCGCUCGACUCGAAGCGGCAAAGUGCAGAAAAUCGUGAGAGAAGUCUACUUACGUACUGACAUUCCCUGCUCUUCGAAGCUCUGCAAGGCGUGUCUCCAGGACGCUCCUAAAAAUGCCGCCCAGCAAGUACAGCCAUUCAUCCUCUCGGAUAAGCCAGCAGGCACUAAAGCCUUUCCUCAAGGCCAUUACUUAGUCCCUGAUACUAACGCGUUGCUCAACGCAAUGGACCUUUUUGAGCAAAGCUCAGCAUUUUAUGACGUUGUCAUCUUGCAAACAGUGCUGGAGGAGCUACGAAACCGAUCAUUACCACUCUACAACCGCUUAGUGGGGCUUACAAAAAGCGAGGAUAAGAGAUUUUACGUCUUUUUCAACGACUUCAGGCUCGAGACCUUUGUCCACCGGGAGGCGAACGAGACUGUCAAUGAUCGAAACGACAGGGCUGUGCGUUUGGCUGUCAAGUGGUACGGCGAGCAUCUUGCUAGGACAAAGGCGAAGAACCUUCCUGCUGUGGUGAUGCUUAGUGAUGACCGAGAGAACCUUCGCAAGGCCAAGGAAGAUGGACUCCAUGCGUCUUCUCUUAGAGACUAUGUGGGGAGCCUCGAAGAUGGCGAGAGAUUACUCGACAUGGUUGCAGACGCUCAGAGCAUAGGGUCAUUUAAAAAGCUGGGCCAGAUGCUCUACUCUGAAUAUUUUACCCUAUCAAAGAUGAUGACCGGAGUCAAGGCUGGUUUGAUGCAUCAAGGCGUCUUUAACGUAUCCCCGUACAACUACCUUGAGGGGUCAAUCAAGGUUCCAGCGUUUCCAAAGCCCCUCCUCAUUUUAGGUCGCGAGAACAUCAACCGAGCCGUUGAUGGCGAUGUGGUAGUCGUUGAAGUUCUUCCCCAGGACCAAUGGAAGGAGCCUUCUACAAAGAUUAUUGAGGAGGACACCAUCACCAAGAACGAGAACGCAGAUGCGGAGGAGAGCCAGGAUUUCGUUUCCGAAAAGGAGCGAAAGGCUCUGCAAGAGCAGGUCAAGAAGACGCAGAAGAGCGCUUCGGAGAGCAAACCCCAGCCCACAGCCAAGGUAGUGGGUGUCAUCAAACGCAACUGGCGACAAUAUGUCGGCCACAUCGAUCCUUCGUCAGCGAGCAAGGCCUCCAACCAAGGGCGCAAACAGGAUAGUGUUUUCCUUAUCCCUAUGGAUAAGAAGAUCCCCAAGAUCCGUCUUCGCACACGGCAGGUGGCUGACCUUCUUGGCAAGCGCCUGUUGGUAACCAUCGAUGGCUGGGAGCGUGACUCAAGGCAUCCUGUCGGACAUUUCGUGCGAUCUUUGGGUGAGCUGGAGACGAAGUCGGCUGAGACGGAAGCUCUACUUCUGGAAUGGGACGUCCAAUAUCGGCCAUUCCCAAAGACAGUGCUCGACUGUCUUCCCAAGGAGGGACAUGACUGGAGAGUACCUACGAGCAUGGAGGAUCCUGGCUGGAGACAAAGAGAAGAUCUCCGAGGACUUCUCAUCUGCAGUAUCGAUCCCGUCGGAUGCCAGGAUAUUGAUGAUGCUCUCCACGCGAAACAACUUUCCAACGGAAAUUACGAAGUCGGCGUCCACAUUGCUGACGUCUCCAACUUUGUCAAGCCUGCCAACGCCAUGGACACUGAAGCUAGCAUCCGAGGUACCACUGUCUAUCUAGUUGAUAAGCGUAUCGACAUGCUUCCCCCUCUUCUUGGUACCGAUCUUUGCUCGCUCAAGCCAUAUGUAGAGCGAUUUGCCUUCUCUGUUAUUUGGGAGCUGAAUGACAACGCCGACAUUGUCAGCGCCCGCUUUACAAAGUCUGUCAUCAAGUCCCGAGAAGCUUUCAGCUACGAACAGGCCCAGCUGCGAAUCGAUGAUGAUUCUCAGCAAGACGAUCUUACCAAGGGAAUGCGCAUGCUUCUCAUGCUUUCCAAAAAGCUCAAGAAGAAGCGAAUGGAUGCCGGUGCCCUGAGUCUUUCUUCGCCGGAAGUCAAGGUGCAGACCGAAUCGGAGACGUCUGAUCCUAUUGAUGUCAAGACGAAGCAACUUCUGGACACCAACUCCCUUGUUGAAGAGUUCAUGUUGUUCGCCAACAUCAGUGUCGCGGCCAAGAUCUAUGAAGCGUUCCCUCAGACUGCCAUUCUUCGUCGCCACGGCGCUCCUCCAAAGACCAACUUUGACGAGCUAUCGAAUCAGCUCCGCACCAAGCGCGGCAUGGAGCUGCGCACCGACUCCAGCAAGGCUCUUGCCGACUCUCUGGAUGAAUGCACCGACCCCAAGGAACCCUUCUUCAACACUCUUGUGCGUAUCAUGGCUACUCGCUGCAUGAUGAGCGCAGAGUACUUCUGCUCAGGAACACAAGCUUAUCCCGAAUUCCGCCAUUACGGUCUCGCUUCCGAGAUCUAUACCCAUUUCACCUCUCCCAUUCGUCGUUACGCCGAUCUUCUUGCCCAUCGUCAGCUGGCUGCCGCUAUUGAUUACGAAGCUAUCCACCCCAAUGUUCGCAGCCGAGGACGUCUCGAGGCUGUGUGCAAGAACAUCAACGUACGACACCGCAACGCCCAGAUGGCCGGUCGUGCCAGUAUCGCCUAUUAUGUCGGCCAGGCUCUCAGGGGCAAGGUUGCUGAGGAAGACGCGUUUGUCAUGAAGAUCUUCAGCAACGGCUUUGUCGUCCUUGUCCCACGCUUUGGCACAGAGGGUUUGAUCCGACUCAGGGAUCUUGCGGAACCUGAGCCCGAGGCGGAGUAUGAUGCCGAUACAUACACGCUUACUACCAAGGGAAGCGGAGAGAUCAAGGUGGAGCUGUUCCAGAAGGUCAGGGUUAGAGUCCGUGACGAGAAGGACGAGAUGACAGGCAAGCGAGGUGUCAAGAUGGAGUUGAUCGAGGCAUAG